AUGUGUUGCUCUGGCGGUGUUGGUCUUGCUGCUUCUGCUGAAUUUUAUAGUGAAACAAAUUCGAGACUAUUAGAAAAACUACAAUCUGAUAUACAAACAAUUGCAGUUGACGAAAUUAUUAAUAUUGAUCAAAUAAUUUCUACCAAAUGGACCAUAGAAAAGCUUGAUAAUAGAGCGUCAAGCAAAAUAUUUAGAUUGACUAUAGUAUUUCGUCUUCAACAGCAAAGAGCUGCAUUAACAACAGUACCUUCUGUACGCGAAUCAAUUGAUGGAAGAUCAAUUCGGUUGUAUCCAUCUGCUGAAACUUCAACUGCUUUUGUUGUUUUACCAGAUCUUGAACAAGUCACAACGCCAUUAGAUAAUGAACAAUACUCUCAACAUGUAAUUACUCCAGCUACCCCUCCACCACCAUCCUAUUAUAAAGUCAUUAAUUCAUUUUCACAAGGAAUCUUUAGUGAUUGUCCAAAAUGUAAUAAUCAAAAAUGUGUAUUUAAUGCAAAUUAUUAUAAAAGUGGUAUUCAUCAAUAUGUAGAAUCGGUAGUUGCUGUUUUAACACAUAUAAAUGAUUAUCUAUUUUUUAGUGGAAUAAUUGUGUAUGCAUUAUGUUUACAUGUUCAUAAUACAUACAAAAUGACAUCAUCAGAACAAUUGAAAAAAAUUACAGUUAUUGGUUCUGGUAAUUGGGGAACUACAAUUGCUAUUCAUAUUGGUGAAAAAGUUCGUGAAUUAAAAGAUAAAUAUGAUCAAAAACUUAUGAUGUGGUGUAAAGAAGAAACACUAGAAAAUGGUAAAAAACUAACUGAAGUUAUUAAUGAACAACAUGAAAAUAUUAAAUAUUUACCGCAUGAAAGAAUUCCUGAUAAUGUUGUUGCUGAACCGGAUCUUUGUGCAUCAGUUAAAGAUGCCGAUAUACUUAUAUUUGUUAUACCUCAUCAAUUUGUUAAAAAGACUUGCGCACAAUUAAAAAAUAAAAUAAAACCUACUGCUUUUGCUGUAACAUUAAUUAAAGGAUUUUAUCUUGAUGAAGAAACCAAAGAACUUUUAUUAGUUUCACAAGUAAUUAAAAAAACAUUAAACAUUCAUUGUCUUUGUCUAAUGGGAGCUAAUAUUGCUCAUGAAGUAGCUGAAAAAGUUUUUUGUGAAGCAACAGUCGGUUCACGUGAUGAUAAUCAUAGUGAAAUCGUUCGAGAAUUGAUCGAUACACCUAAUUUUCGUUUACGUUUUUAUCCUGAUAUUGAAAUAAUUGAAAUUCUUGGUGGUUUAAAGAAUGUCAUAGCUAUGUGUGCUGGUUUCGCCGAUGGUUUAAAUGUUGGUUUUAAUACUCGAGCUGCUGUACUUCGAUUAGGUUUUCGAGAAAUGAUCAAUUUUUGUCGUUUACAUGAAAAAGAAUCUACAGCAGAAGUUUAUUUAGAAUCAUGUGGUUUUGCUGAUUUAAUUGCAUCAUCAUUAGGUGGAAGAAAUUAUAAUGGAGCAAAAAAAUUAGCUGAAACAAAUAAAUCAUUAAAAGAAAUUGAAAAAGAAGAUCUUAAUGGACAGUCAUUACAAGGUCCUGGAACUGCUAAAGAAGUUUAUCGUCUACUUGAAGAAAAAAAUUUAUUAGAUCAAUUUCCUAUAUUUCGUGAUGCUUAUCUUAUUUGUGAACAAAAAAUUGAACCAAAAAAAUUAAUAGAAAAUUUACCUAAUCAUCCAGAAUUUAAUCAAAAAUAG
Messenger RNA from Rotaria sp. Silwood1, 1707 nucleotides. Lineage: Eukaryota; Metazoa; Rotifera; Eurotatoria; Philodinida; Philodinidae. The record is from the annotation of a GenBank genome assembly.